Messenger RNA from Aspergillus clavatus NRRL 1, 1647 nucleotides. RefSeq names its product ribosome biosynthesis protein NOC4 (gene noc4). NCBI's taxonomy places the organism in Eukaryota, Fungi, Ascomycota, Eurotiomycetes, Eurotiales, Aspergillaceae. Gene Ontology annotation, biological process: ribosome biogenesis. The record is from RefSeq and is a predicted model, not a curated record. Gene Ontology annotation, cellular component: Noc4p-Nop14p complex; small-subunit processome; nucleolus. The transcript is spliced from 3 exons. Bases 1 to 1647 code for a protein of 548 amino acids.
AUGCCGGUCGCUAUGAACGGAGCCACGGGCUCUAAGAAGAGAAAGAGCGCCAAAGAAAGCGCAAUCCCUUCCUCCAAGCGCCGUGCCGUUGCAGAGACGCAGAGCGAGGACGAGAUGGCCAGGAUCCAAGAGCUGGAGGAUCAGAUCUCGGAGUCGCGAAAAUAUUACAACAAUAUCGCAACGCUGAUAUCGAUGCUUAAUGCGGAUGGCAAGCCAAACCUUGCUGUCGCGGUGUCUCUCUGCCGCGUCUUCAGCAGAUUGAUUGCCGUUGGAAACCUGACCGAAACCAGUCGCGCUGCAGAGAAUGAGAAAAUCAUUGUGGCUUGGUUGAAGGAACGCUGUCGAGAGUAUCAGAAGGCGCUGGUCUCGAUUCUUCGUGAAGGAGAUCCUUCCUCGCAGAUCACUGCCUUGACCUUGUGUAUGCGCAUCGUCAACGAACGUGCUACACACCUCCCGGGCGACGAUACCCAGGUCUGGCUGUCUGGUUUAUUCAAGAGUGUCUUUGAGGCAGUCAUCGAGGCCAAAAAUGGGCAGACUUUACGGGCAGAGUUCCUCGAGAAGUUCGCCAAGGUAUACGAGGACGUGAGAUACUAUACAUUUGUGCAAAUACCUGACUAUGCAGCCACGGAAAGAACCCCCGAGAUCCUUGAUACCCUGAUUUCGAUGCUCUCAGAAUGCGAUACCGUUCCGGGGCCCGAACACAAGUUUGAGAAUUUUUAUUCGAAGUCAAGCAGGCAGAACAAGAAGCUUCUCUCCGUAACCGCCCACAAGAAGCGAGCACAAGAUGCCUGGCUGGCUAUUUUACGAAGCGAUCUGUCCCAUCCGCAACGCAAAGUCUUAUUGCGCAACAUGGUCCACAACAUCGAGCCGUGGUUCAACCGCCCCGAGCUGCUCAUGGACUUUUUGACAGACUCGUACAACGUCGGCGGCGCGACCUCCUUACUCGCCCUUUCUGGUCUCUUCUACCUGAUUGAGGAAAAGAACCUCGAUUAUCCCCAGUUCUACCACAAACUGUACUCCCUCCUCGACGCCGACCUCUUGCACUCCAAACAUCGCUCCCGCUUCUUCCGCCUGAUGAAUACCUUUCUCUCCUCUACCCAUCUUCCAGCCGCGUUGAUCGCCAGCUUCAUCAAGCGUCUCUCCCGGCUCGCCCUGAACGCACCACCUACUGCCAUCGUGGUCAUCGUCCCCUUCAUCUACAACCUGUUGAAAAACCACCCAACAUGCACCUACAUGCUGCACCGCACCGUCCGCGGGGAUGACGCCACGGCCAAGCUCGAAGCAGAGGGCAUGGACGACCCAUUCAACAUGAACGAGCCAGACCCAACGCGCACAAAAGCCAUCGAGAGCAGUCUGUGGGAACUCGAGACCCUGCAAUCCCACUACCACCCCAACGUCGCGGCGAUCGCCCGCAUCAUCUCCGAACAAUUCACAAAACAGGCGUACAGUCUGGAAGAUUUCCUGGACUAUACCUACCAGGGCAUGCUGCAGGCGGAGCUGGGUACAGAAAACAAGCCCUUCAAGAGGAUUCCCGUCGUCGAGUAUCAUAUCCCCAAGCGAAUAUUCACAGACAGAAUGCUGAAGGAGGAUGGGGGCCAGGAUACAGCACCUGGCAACUUUAUGAGAGGAUUGUGGAGCUUCGAAUGA